GGCGGAUGCAGACCACGCCCUUCCUCUGCCCGUCUGUAGAGGGCGCUGUGGCAGCUUUACCUCACUGCCCUUCCAGCAGCAUCUCACCUUCACCCGGCCCAGACGCGCAUCCACCGCCGCACCCGACAGGGAAAAGAAAAAAUAACACAGAAGAGAGAGAGAGAGAGAGAGAGAGAGAGAGAGACGGCGUCAAAUAAAGCUACGAGGAGAACCGAGCAGCACCGCAGUCGCUGUUGUCAAUGAUGUAGGGAAUCGUUUUGCGCUCUGACAUCUAAUUUAGCCCGCCUCACUGCGACAAGAAAACACCAGCCAGCUGCGCAGAGACAGAUUGCAGCCCGUCUCAGCCCGUCAGGAUAAAAAAAAAAGAAGAAGAAGAAAAAACCCGUCCAGCCUCUCCACAGUCCUCUCGGCGAAGAAGGACGGAGUCAGUGCGCACCGCUCGUCGUUCGUUUUGGACCGACACGUCAGGGCCCCCUCCCGGUCGCCCCAGCAGCAUCUCUCUCCCCUCAGCAGAAAGCAGCAGCAUCCUUCCUCCUCCUUGAAUCUGCGCAAUGGCCGAUGUCCCAGCGGAGUGCAACAUAAAAGUGCUGUGUCGCUUUCGGCCUCUGAACCAGGCGGAGAUCGUGCGCGGGGACCUGUUUCUCCCCAAAUUUCAAGGAGAUGACACUGUCGUCGUCGGGGGGAAGUCCUUCUCCUUUGAUCGAGUGUUUCCAACCAACACCACCCAGGAGCAGGUCUACAACACCUGCGCCAAGCAGAUUGUCAAAGAUGUGCUGUCUGGAUAUAAUGGCACUAUCUUCGCAUAUGGACAAACCUCCUCCGGGAAGACUCACACCAUGGAGGGCAAGCUGCACGAUCCUCACCAGAUGGGUAUCAUUCCUCGCAUCGCCGAGGACAUUUUCAACCACAUCUUUGCCAUGGAUGAAAACCUGGAGUUCCACAUCAAGGUUUCAUACUUUGAAAUCUACAUGGAUAAAAUCCGUGACCUUCUGGAUGUGACAAAGACCAACCUAUCUGUCCAUGAGGACAAGAACAGGGUGCCAUAUGUCAAGGGAUGCACUGAGCGUUUUGUCUCCAGCCCCGAUGAGGUCAUGGACGUGAUCGAUGAAGGCAAAUCCAACCGUCAUGUUGCUGUGACCAACAUGAACGAGCACAGCUCUCGCAGCCACAGCAUCUUCCUGAUCAACAUCAAGCAGGAGCACGUGGAGACGGAGCAGAAGCUUUGUGGAAAACUCUACCUGGUGGAUCUGGCUGGCAGUGAGAAGGUCAGUAAGACCGGAGCUGCAGGAUCCGUCCUGGAUGAGGCUAAAAACAUCAACAAGUCUCUGUCUGCUCUGGGAAAUGUCAUCUCUGCCUUGGCUGAGGGCACGAAAAGUCACGUGCCGUACCGUGACAGCAAAAUGACCCGCAUCCUGCAGGACUCCCUCGGUGGGAACUGUCGCACCACAAUGUUCAUCUGCUGCUCUCCCUCCAGCUACAAUGACGCUGAGACCAAGUCAACUCUGAUGUUUGGACAACGUGCCAAGACCAUCAGGAACACCGCCUCCGUCAACCUGGAGCUGACGGCCGAGCAGUGGAAGAGGAAGUACGAGAAGGAGAAGGAGAAGAACAAGACGAUGAAGGACACCAUCCAGAAGCUGGAGGCUGAGCUUAACCGCUGGAGAAACGGAGAGGACGUGCCCGAGACCGAGCGCACCACCUCCGACAUGGUGACCCGUAUCGAGUCUGUGGAGGAGCGCCCCAUUUUGGACAACGACACCUCCUCCAUUGUGGUCCGCAUUUCUGAGGAGGAGCGGCAGAAGUACGAGGAGGAGAUCCGCAAGCUGUACAAGCAGCUGGAUGACAAGGAUGAUGAGAUCAACCUGCAGUGCCAGUUGGUGGAGAAACUGAAGCAGCAGAUGCUGGACCAGGAUGAGCUCCUGGCCUCAUCCAAAGGUGAUGGAGACAAGGUCCAGGCUGAGCUCGGCAGGCUGCAGGUGGAGAGCGACUGCGCCAAGGCCGAGGUGAAGGAGGUGCUGCAGGCUCUGGAGGAGCUGGCCAUCAACUAUGACCAGAAGAGCCAGGAGGUGGAGGAGAAAGGCCUGCAGAACCAGCUGCUUGCUGACCAGCUGUCCCAGAAAAUGGCCAGUCUGAUGGAGCUUGAGGCGGAGUUGUCUCGUAUGCAGGAAGUGAGCGGUCAGCAGAGGAAACGCAUCGCCGACGUCCUCAACGGUCUGAUGAGGGACCUCAGCGAGUUCAGCACCAUCGUGGGCAACGGGGAGAUCAAGCUGCCGGUGGAGAUUAGCGGGGCGAUCGAGGAGGAGUUCACCGUGGCCCGCCUCUACAUCAGCAAGAUCAAGUCGGAGGUGAAGAGCAUGGUGAAGCGCUGCCGCCAGCUGGAGAACAUGCAGCUGGAGUGCCACCGCAAGAUGGAGGAGACCGGGAGGGAGCUCUCCUCCUGCCAGCUCCUCAUCUCUCAGCAUGAGGCCAAGAUCCGCUCUCUGACGGAGUACAUGCAGAGCGUGGAGCAGAAGAAGAGGCAGCUGGAGGAGAGCCACGAUUCUCUGAGCGAGGAGCUGGCCAAGCUGCAAGACCAGGAUAACUCUGUGCAGGAGGAGAAAGAGGGAGAGAAGGGUGAAACUGAGGAUGGUAAUGUGAAGAAGAUUCGCCAGCAGGGGGAUUCUCACCGUGGCCUCCAUCACAAGCAGCUGGCCCGCCUCCGGGAUGAGAUCAAUGAGAAGCAGAGGAUCAUUGAUGAGCUCACUGACCGUAACUCCAAGCUGGAGCUGGAGUUGGCUCAAGUUCGCGCUGACUUUGAACGCCUGAAGAGUCAGGACAGCACCAAGAGCGAGCGCCUGGAGGAGCUCUCAUUCCUGCACGAGCGCCACGAGCAGACCAAACAGGACUUGAAGGGUCUGGAGGAGACUGUCGCCCGCGAACUCCAGACCCUCCACAACCUGCGCAAGCUGUUCGUUCAAGACCUCACGUCGCGGGUUAAAAAAAGUUCCGAAAUGGAACCUGAUGAUAGCGGGGGGUCUUGCACCCAGAAGCAGAAGAUUUCCUUUCUUGAGAAUAACCUGGACCAACUUACAAAGGUUCACAAACAGCUGGUUCGUGACAAUGCAGAUCUGCGUUGUGAGCUUCCAAAGCUGGAGAAACGUCUUAGGUCUACUGCUGAGAGAGUUAAGGCCCUGGAGACUGCACUGAGGGAUGCCAAGGAGGGCGCCAUGAUGGACCGUCGGCGCUACCAGCAGGAGGUCGACCGCAUCAAGGACGCCAUGAGGGCAAAGAACGCGUUGAGGCGUCCUCAUGCAGCACAGAUUGCCAAGCCAGUGAGACCGAAGCAGCUGCCCGUCUGCUCUCCCACCAACCCCUUCUACACUUACAUCCGUGCCACCGAACAGGCCAACACAUACAGCAACGCCCUCUUCCAGGGCAACGUAACACAGCCCACCUCCGUCAACAGCAACCCCAACUCCGUCCAGAGCAACACAGUUUCCACAGCAUUGGGUUACAGAGCAGGCAGAUAUAAUGGAGACAUACUGGAGUCCUUCCCACUCAACAUUGACAACGGUAACAGCAUCAGUGAAACGAGAGACAUCAAUGACAACAGGAGUGAGGUUCACUGCGGCAGCGAGGUGGAUGAUUCAAACAGGCACUACAUCAUUCAGCAGGAGACCGCUGCGAGUUAAUGCCAUGAAGACGACCAAACACUGUACCUGACCUGUCCAAGGACCCUCUCCUCCCAUCUGCAUGCAGCCUGUGUCCCCGUCCGUCCACUGCAUCACUCAUGAAGAUGAUGAUGAGGAUCAGUAGCCCCUGUAGUCUUCUAACUAGAUGAAGCCCCUCCUGCUCCCAUGGUGACCACUCUGACCCUCGGGUCUGGGGUCCAGUCUCCUUCGGUUCAGUCAGCACAGGAAGUCAGUUCAAUCAGACAUACUUAUUUUGAGUUUGUUUUUGUUUUUUUUUAAGAACUUUUAAUUAUCAACUCAUAGAUGCUUAUUACCUUCUGAGGUGUCUGAACUGAAACUGGACUCCAUCCCUGAUUAUACAUGUUGUAAAUAAUAGUGCUGUAUACUCCAGUAGAGGUUUUUGACCAGCAACUGUUUGUGUUAACACACAGCCUCCACCGUCCCCCUCCUGCUCACACAUCUUCUUAAGGGCAUCAUGUACAAGACAUACUGUAGGCAGACGUGACCUUUUUCUCUGUCGUAAAUAAGAGUAUAGUGUGUAACGCCAGCUUGUAACAGAAGACCCACACUCUGCAUGCAUGUCGCUUAGCAGGUUAGCUUUCAAAUCUUUGCAUGUGUCCUGAUUCCAGUCAGGAGCUGGUAUGCUGCGAGUGAAGCGUCGGCUGAUCGACUUCGACAGAUGUCACACACACAUACACACACACACACACACACACACACAUACACAGACAGAUCGAGGGGUUUCUCUUAAUCCUGAACCUGGUCUCAGUGCUCAGGAGGACAUAAGCUGGAACAUGCAUCUGGGAAAGGCAGUUCUGAAUUUAAAUCUGCAUCGAGGAAACAUUUUCUAAUUGCUUUGGUACUGUGAUGUUGCCGCUGUAUGAUGCCAUUGUGCAUUUCAGGUAAUGCUGCCCACUUCCAUUUAAUGUGGCUCCCUCCCACACCUUGUGAGUCUUCAUACCGCCUUAACAAGAGCUGAUUUCUCGUGAGCAAACAUAACAAAACUCACAUACAUACAUUUGUAAUUACUACCUCUAGAGCAGCUCAUUAUAUUCGAGUAUCCAAAAACAUCCUCUUUUUAAAUGCUGACUACGAGCUGAACUUAGAGUUUCUAGAGAAAGUUGCAACUUUAGUACACCAAUAACUGUAGGUAGAUUUGAAUAGUCGUAUGAGAGCAGUAGUUACGAUCUCCUAAAGUUCAUUCAUACACAGCUUCCUUCUCCAGCAUGUGACAGGAUCAGAGCUGGGCAGAAAAUGUGCUCGCACAACUUUUUUAGCGCAGCAGACGACCAGAAGGUUUUAAAAGUGCCUGUUGCGCUUUUCAAUUUUGGACCCAUAAGGCUGAAAUUAUGAUGCCUGAAACCCUCGACUUUGAAGAUACACUACCGACUUACCUCCCCUGUCUUAUCACGAUUCUGAUUGGGAAACAGAAGUGAUGUAACACCUCAAAUCAAGGAUUCAGUGCUUUGAAAUCAGGACCGUGAAAAGUCCAGUGAUUAGGGAGUGUCUGCAAACCAGUCCCCAGCUGAGCAGCCACUAGUCUGGGGUGGACAGAAGCUUGUCGUCUGUAGCUCGUUGUCAGGCCGUGCUGUAACUCUUCUUGACCAAUCCUGACCAGCCAAUCAGGACAGAAGAAAGCAGCAUGCCUUAGGUGGACGAUAAAGAGAUGGAUGGACUGAGCUGAGUCACUGGAUUAAAGGACAGAUUAGACCGUUCUCUCUUGUGUGAGAAAAAGAGUUCAUUUUGAUUUCUAAUUGGCUUUUCUGUUUAAUCUGUGGCCAUACAUUGUUGAUCAGAAGCUGACUCUGAUCUGAUUAUUCAGGGUUUGAUUAUGAAUCUAAUAAAAAAAUAUUUAGUUACCAAAAUCUUCAGUCCAGUGCAUUAUAACCAUGACUGGACUUGUCCUACAUGUGAGUUAGCCCUAGCAGGUCGUUCCCAGUCGUCUGAUCCUUAACAGCCUCAUUCAUCAUGACAUGACCGCUCUGUCUCAUGCUCUUACCGGCAUUAACAACAUCUCAGGGCUUCACAUACACAAUCACAGCCACUGUGGGCCACCACCGCCACCGUCUUCCUCAUCAAAACAAGAUGAUUGCUGAUGAACAAUCAGGUCAGUACGUGUUCUUCGAGGCUUAGCAGAUGAAGAGGAUGAUACAAACUAAUAUUAAACAAGUAACUUCAUUUUAUACAUAGUAUAUAUCAUCCCCAUUCUUGCGUAUGACAUGUAAAAUGAAAAAAUGAAAAAAAAUCCCUCAGCUGCUCCUGGUCAGACCCUACUGUACGUGUCCAAACAGUCCCUCUAUUUGACAUCAUGUUUCAAGUAUAAUCAACAAAUCUGAAGGAGGGGAAACAUGUACUAUAACGUCACCUGCUGUUCCACUGUCUGAUUUCGACAUAUCUAAAAUACAUGUGCUAUAUAUUGUUAAUCUUGUAAGUAAAAUAGCGUGCCAUGACAUAGUAAAAUGCAAAAGAAAGGCACAUGCUAACUUUGUUCAGAGAAAUGUUUGUUUUAUUUAUUUCUGUAUGCCUAUACUGUAGCGUCGACAUGAUUAUGUGAAGAAUCACCAUGCAUAAUUUCUGUAUAUAUAGACUCAUUCACUAUGCUGUAUUGUAUGUGAACCAUUGUGUUGUAGUAAAAAGUUCAAUAAACUUGUAGAAAGGA
Molecule: messenger RNA, 6330 nt
Organism: Acanthopagrus latus (yellowfin seabream)
Lineage: Eukaryota; Metazoa; Chordata; Actinopteri; Spariformes; Sparidae
Gene: kif5aa
Product: kinesin family member 5A, a
Exons: 29
Coding region: 552-3671 (1039 amino acids)
Biological process (GO): microtubule-based movement
Molecular function (GO): microtubule motor activity; ATP binding; microtubule binding
Source: RefSeq, a predicted model, not a curated record